Molecule: messenger RNA, 1378 nt
Organism: Diprion similis
Lineage: Eukaryota; Metazoa; Arthropoda; Insecta; Hymenoptera; Diprionidae
Product: small integral membrane protein 8
Exons: 3
Coding region: 396-662 (88 amino acids)
Source: RefSeq, a predicted model, not a curated record
ACUGCAAAAAUCAGGCACGAAUGGCAUGAACGAGCGAAUGGAUGAAUACGAACUGAAUUAUUCUUAUCUUAACAACAGAUUACGUUAAGAACGAGAAGAUUAUCACAAUUCUUUUUGAACAUUUGUUUUGUACUAAUGUGUCAUUAGUCGAUACGUGCUUAGAGAAAUGCAUGACAGGCUUUCGAGAGGUUAUGUAAUAGUUAAUUAAUUUUGAAUCACCGGAGAGCCAGGAUGACAGGAUAGUGCAAUACUUUCAUCUAUAAGAAAAUAUUCGCCACUCCCAAGUACCGUAUAUUAUUAAUAUUUUAUGUAAUUCAUUCCCAUUACUAGAAGCCAAAUUUUAUAUUUUUCGCACCUAACCUCAAAGCUUUCACGGUAUUCGUUAAAAUAUAAUCAUGUCAAAUGAUAAAAACACCCCAGUAACCAAGCCCGGAGAUGGUUUAAGAUCAUUGCGAAGUACCAUGCUAUUCAGAGCCAUAAACUAUGAGCUUUAUGUAAAACCGAAUGCUGUAAUAAUGGCACUGGGUGUUCUGGCUAUGACUGGAUGUGCCGGGUAUAUUUUUUACAUGCGCAGCAAGUAUGAGGAAAUGGGCUAUUACUCGGCAAUUGAAGAAGAUGGCAAAGAAACGUUUAAGAAAAGGAAAUCAAAAUGGGACGAUUAAAAACUUAGUAAUUUAUUUUCUUUUUUUUUCUGUAGGUUCUUGCCGACGCUUUUAACUGUAAUAUUUACUAUACUUCAAGGAACUAGAUAUAGAUUUGAAGAUAUUUAUUUUUGGGCAAUUUUCGUUUAUAAAUAAAUAUGUAAUAUAUAGACUUUAUUUAUUCUAUGUGGGUUUAUGUAUAUCAUUAGCCGCAUCUUAUUCAUGAUCUGUAAUUAUCAUCUACAGUCUACAGUCCGUUGUUGAACGGAAUAAUACAUUUUUUUCAAAUAACAUUUGUAAAGCAUUUUAAUAACUUAUUUUCCUCUUGUUUAUAUCACCCGAUAGUAAGACUGCGAGGAAAUAUUAAUUACAAAAUUGAAGAGUAUAACAAUUAAAUGCAACAAUCAAAUAUAGACACAAUUUUUGGUUGGUGUUUUAAAGCUACGUAACCAUCUUCUUGUUUCUUUUUUAUGGAGCUAAAAAUGCGACUGAGGUAUAAAAUACAUAUUUUCUCUAAGUUUACGUCUUAUAGUUGACCUUAAAAAUUUUCCUUCAAUACGAUGAGAGGCUGGGUUUUGAACUGUUCAAAUAUGUUACCAGAUAUGAAUGAAAUUUUACUUCAAACAUACCCUUCAGAUAAUUAUCUUUAUAGUAAGAGUAGAAAAAUUCAUACCAAAUUCGUUGCAAACUAAUUCUGAACACCUCGAUGGUUUGUACUAUAUUCUGAAUGAUGAUUU